Messenger RNA from Helianthus annuus (common sunflower), 1206 nucleotides. RefSeq names its product replication protein A 70 kDa DNA-binding subunit B-like. Gene Ontology annotation, cellular component: nucleus. Lineage: Eukaryota; Viridiplantae; Streptophyta; Magnoliopsida; Asterales; Asteraceae. The transcript has 8 exons. Gene Ontology annotation, biological process: DNA recombination; DNA replication; DNA repair. The record is from RefSeq and is a predicted model, not a curated record. Bases 1 to 1206 code for a protein of 401 amino acids. Gene Ontology annotation, molecular function: DNA binding.
AUGGAUUCAAUAUACCUGUCUUUGUGGGAUUCUUAUGCUGAUCGGAUUUUAGAGCACUGGGAAAACAGAGAACAACAUGGUGUUAUUGUUGUCAUUCUGCAGUUUGCUACACUGAAGUACUUUGGUCGUUUUGGUUAUGUUAACAGCUGUUUCAAUGUUUCAAAGCUUUUCAUCAAUUCUGAUGUUGAUGAAAUGACUUCUUUUCGUAACAGGCUUAUUACAAACUUUGCUGCUUCUUCAUGUUCGAGUCAAUCUUCUCGGCUUUCUGGAAUAUUUUUGUCAUUGUAUGAUGAGUAUGUUGUUAGAUCUGAUUUCAACAACAUAACUGAAGUAAAUCUCAAUCAGGCCAAGUAUGUUGUUGUUGGUACUGUUCAAAAGAUAUCCGAAGAUUUGCCAUGGUAUUAUUUUGCUUGUAAAGCUUGUAACAAGAAGGUUUUCCAAAAAGUUAAUAAUGAUACACCUACGGUUGGUGUCUUGGUUGAUGAAGAAGAGGUUUAUGAGUGCAAAACGGCAACUUGCAAGGACACUGUGAUUCAAUAUACUCAAAGGCUUAAAAUUCCAUUGACUGUUCAAGAUUCAAGUGGAACUGUGUCAUUGACAUUGUUUGACAGAGAUGCUUGCCGAAUUCUAAAAACAACUGCAGCUAACUUAAUUGAGAAACAUGUUGCUGGUGGUGAUAAGGGUCUCUAUCCUGACGAGUUUGAAGCUCUUUUGGGGAAAAAAUUUGCAUUUAAGAUUGAUAUAAGUGAGUUCAACAUUGAAAACAACUUUUGGUUUUUUGGUGUUUCUAAAUUGACUGAUGAUGAGGAUAUCAUAUUUGAGCUUGAGAAGAAAGCAAACAACAUUGAGGUGGAAAAGUCUGCUUCUUUGAACAACAGGUUCACUGAUAUGGAUUCAGAAGAUACUGUUAACCUGAAUGAUGAUAACUCCACUGAUGUUAUUAUGGGAGUCACUGUUGGUACCAAAUCAAACGAAGACGUCAAAUCGAAGGUUGCUACUGAGUCCAUGGAUGAUAAUGUCAUCACCCCUUUGGCCAAAAAUUUGGAUGACACUGCCAUGGCAAGUAAGCCAUUUGGCCUGCGAUCUUUAAGAGGAAAACCAAAAAACAUGCUUUCAAGAAAAACUUGGUUGAGAGUUAUGAUGUUGAUGAAAAUGGAGAAAUGUCAACCACCAAACCAGUUAAACCUGGGAAACCAACUCUCCUAA